Asterias rubens (European starfish) is the source of this 1118-nucleotide messenger RNA. RefSeq names its product stimulated by retinoic acid gene 6 protein-like. Gene Ontology annotation, molecular function: signaling receptor activity; retinol transmembrane transporter activity. Lineage: Eukaryota; Metazoa; Echinodermata; Asteroidea; Forcipulatida; Asteriidae. The record is from RefSeq and is a predicted model, not a curated record. The transcript is spliced from 8 exons. The coding region runs from base 405 to 1118 and encodes 237 amino acids.
ACGUUCCGCGCUAAAAGACUUGAAAAAUAAACACACCGCAUGAUUCAGGGGUCAUGAUGUUACCAACGCGUAAUUCUCACGGGUUGUUUUUACCAUACUGUGCGUGAUUUAAUGGGACUUUACCACACAGAUAGACAUGCUGGUCGGUCUGUACUACUGUGGUAGGUCGGCAGGGUGUCGAGUGACUGAGUUUAAUCGGUGAAAGUCCAAGGUACGUCGCCAAGUAUUACACCAGAUUAAAAACUAAACAUAUGAGUUUGUGUUCCGUAUCGAGAUAUGUUUAUCUCUAUAGUUGUAUUGCCAGCCAGAGUUGAGCAUUGUAUGUGUGAAGUGGAAUGGUCAUGAACAUGGUGGUCAACUCUUCUUUGGCAACAAGGACGAAAUAGAUUACAAUCUUGGUCGUGAUGUCGGAAUUAAGUUCAGAAAUGGAGACGGAAAAUCAGACAUGCACCCUGAAGGAGUACCGGGGAUUCCUGGUUCACUGCUCGUUUCCUAUUUCGGUUGUUAUGGUGUUAAUCCUCAGCUUCAUGCAACGCACCAAGAAGGAAAGAAGAACCGGACGCUCCAAUUGGUUCAGGGAAAAUUUCUCCCUUAUUUUUCCGGUUGAUCUUUAUGAGAACCAUGACCGACUGGCCUACUGCCUCGCUUUCGGGGCUUCCUCCUCCAUGGUCUUGGAUCUACUGUUUAACGACUACACUGCAUACCUGUUUCAUCAAGAGCCUCCAGGAUGGUCAAAGAUAUUGGUUGGUUCCAUUCUGACCAUAGAGAUCUCUAUCGACUGUUUUCCAACCUUUGCCUGCAUCACCAGCAAGUCUCGUCUUCUCUCUAAUGCCAUGGGAUUUAUCUACAAUGUCUUCUGGUUUGUUAUGAUGGUGCUGUUUUGCAUAAGCUGUGAGAGAGCAGAGCAUAACAUGACAACCUUACAGAUACCGCAGAUUGUUCCUCAGAUACCUGUGAUGAUUUGUCUCUUUCUCCUCUCCGUGUACUUCUUGGUUGAGUUUAUCCGAGUCUUUAUCAAACGCUACAAAGGAAUUAAUUUAACGCCAGAGGAAAAGCUGAUGAAGACGCAUCAAGCAAUUUAUGUCCGAAAUCUGUUGAGCAAAUCCAAGGAGGUGUAA